AAAAUAACGGCGCUUAGAGCGACGGGCGCCAUUGUUGAGGAGUUUACUGAGCUGAGAUGAUGUAUUGAAUAAAGUUAGUUUAUAAAUAUAACACUUUAUAUCGUGCCAGAGAGCAGACUACACAAACCGAGACUUGGGUUAAUAGUUCUACAACACAAUAGAGAUGGCCCUCCGUGUCGCUGUGAGCGAUGGAGCUGCUGGAUCCAGACGGGCCUCUCGGGUUCGAGUGGCGGUUCGGCUCAGGCCCUACAUGGAGCCGCAGGAUGAGAAGAAAGAAGGGCCCUGUGUCAGGGGUCUGGGGCCUCAGAAGCUGGAGAUCAUCAACUGGAGGAACGCCACUGAGACCCUGCAGUACCAGUUCGACGUGUUUCAUGGUGAACAGACCACACAGCAGGAGGUGUUUCUGACCUCGGUCAAGCCCAUCCUCCCUCACAUCCUUAAUGGUCAGAACGCCAGUGUCUUUGCCUAUGGACCCACCGGAGCAGGUAAGACCCACACCAUGCUCGGCAGUCAAGAGCAGCCGGGCGUUAUUCCCAGAGCUGUCAAGGAGGUCUUCAAGCUGGUUGACGCUCAGGAGAAGGAGCAGGAUGGUUGGGAAUACUCCGUUGGGAUGUCUUACCUUGAGAUCUACAAUGAAAAGGUGCUGGACCUGUUGUCCCCAGGUUCCCAGGACCUGCCCAUCCGUGAAGACAAGGACCGAAACAUCCUCAUUCCCGGACUAACGCACACACCCCUUUCAUCCUUUACCGAUUUCGACACUCAUUUUAUCCCCGCGAGUCUAAACCGCACCACGGCCUCGACUAAACUCAACCAGCGCUCCAGCCGCAGUCACGCUAUCCUCCUCAUAAAGGUAGUGAAGUCUCAGCGUGGGCCGCCACACAGACAGCAAACAGGAAAGCUGUAUUUAGUUGACCUGGCAGGUUCAGAAGACAACCGGCGCACAGGAAACCAGGGCAUCCGUCUGAAAGAGAGCGGGGCCAUCAACCUGUCCCUCUUCACCCUCAGUAAAGUGGUGGACGCUCUGAACACAGGGGCCGGGGGCCGCGUGCCCUACAGAGACAGUAAACUGACCCGUCUGCUGCAGGACUCUCUGGGGGGUUCGGCCCAUUCGGUCAUGAUCACAAACAUAGCACCGGAGUACAUAUACUACUUUGACACCUUCUCAGCCCUUAACUUCGCUGCCAAGUCUAAGCAGAUUGUCAAUCGGCCCUUUGUCAGGGAAACCGUUCUGGCUCCUACGAUUGCUCCUGGAAAGAGAGCCAGAGAGGAACAGGAGGCUGGAGGUUCUGGUGAGCCCCAUAACAAAAAGUCUAAAGAGGGCAAGAAAGCUGAACGGUCCUCGUCUCCACCCAUACAUCCACACAGUUCACCAGAUUCUACAGUUCUGGAAAGACUUCUGGCCCUGGAGAAGAUGAUGAUGGGCUCGGCUGAAAGGGAGAGACUCAACUUGCUCAAAACUGUAGCACAGUCCCGUAAGGAAAUACAGAUGUUGAAGGAGAAACAGAAAGAGCUGGAGGACAAAGCAAGCAUGUUUAACAAGCACAGUGAAACCACCGAGAGGGAGUCCAAAGAUGCGCUUCUCUUUAAAACAGAUCUGCCUCCACUGCACAGAAAACAGUCUACAGCCGCCAAACCACGCAAACAGCAGGCAGUGGUCACACCGUUACAGGUCUCUCAGGUGCAGCCCUUGCAGCAGUGUGCUGUGGUGUGUAAACCCUCACAAUUCUUGGAUAAAAAGAAGAAACGUGUCCAAACCGAGGUGUGUGAGGGGAAGGAGAACGGAGGUGUGGAUCGUCCCCCUUCUGAUGAGCUCAACUGGGAGUCCCAUCUGGAUUCAGCAUUACUAGAGCAGUCCAGGAAGAAGAUCCUGCAGACGCUCAACUCCGGCUCUCUGAAGGAUCUCAAGAGCCUGCAGCUGAUCGGAGACAAGAAAGCCAAACUGAUCAUGGGCUGGAGAGAGAUUCAUGGGGACUUCACACAGUUGGAAGACCUGAGGAAAAUAGAAGGCAUUACAGCUAAACGUUUCUCCUCUUUCAUAAAGGCCAAUAUUCUCAGCAGUAUGGGAAAGUGAAGCGCCUGAGCCACUGUCUGAAGAGGAGCGUUUGUUUUUAAGAUGUUUUUACAGAUUUUGUACAGGUUUUUUUUUUUUUUUUUAUUCCCCAAGCUUCUAUUUACUUGACUGCUUUUUCCAUGUUUUCUAUCAUUUCGGCAAACUAUUUUUGCCUUUUUAGUAUUUAAGUUUUUUUUUUUAUUAUUGUAAUGGACUGAUCAUUUAUCGCGGCACCAAAUAAAUGCCACCAUCACAUAAA
Molecule: messenger RNA, 2309 nt
Organism: Carassius auratus (goldfish)
Lineage: Eukaryota; Metazoa; Chordata; Actinopteri; Cypriniformes; Cyprinidae
Product: kinesin-like protein KIF22
Exons: 13
Coding region: 164-2071 (635 amino acids)
Biological process (GO): mitotic spindle organization; spindle elongation; microtubule-based movement
Cellular component (GO): microtubule associated complex
Molecular function (GO): microtubule motor activity; microtubule binding; ATP binding
Source: RefSeq, a predicted model, not a curated record